Messenger RNA from Menidia menidia (Atlantic silverside), 1011 nucleotides. The record is from the annotation of a GenBank genome assembly. NCBI's taxonomy places the organism in Eukaryota, Metazoa, Chordata, Actinopteri, Atheriniformes, Atherinopsidae.
AUGACCAUAAUCUUUGUCUUGAGCGGAGUGCUGAUAACCCAGAUCUUCAGUUAUAAGUGGUUCCUGGAUGACAUGGAUGAAGAAGGACAAGCAACAGCCGGCAUGUCAAAGUGUCAACUUGCUACUUGCCAUGUAUUUUGCAUGGGCGUCUUCCUCAGGUAUUACUUCCUUCUGAAACAAGGAUUCCAAGAGGUGUGGAAAAAAACUAGUUCAUCCACAGCGGAGGAAAUGAGGGAAAGGAAUCACAAACUCUUCUGCAUGGCCACUGAUCUGAGCAUGCUCAAACUGUUUGAGACCUUUCUGGAGAGUGUUCCUCAGCUCCUUUUACAGCUUUACAUCAUCCUGCGUCAUCCAGAACUGUCAGUCAACCAAUAUCUGUCUCUGGCCUUCUCCUUUGCCAGUGUGGCCUGGGCAUUGGUGGAUUACCGUCGCUGCCUGAGGAAAUCUCUCCCCAGCAUCAGAGAAAUGCCCUCAGGAGCCCCCACAGCCGUCUACCUCCUCUACAAGCUGUGCACCAUCACCAGCCAUGUUCUGAGCUACAGCCUCCUCCUCACUCUCAGCCCCUACAGCGCAGUAGCCCUCACCGUUCUCUGGCUGUUAGGAACCACAUGGGCACACUUGCUUCAAACCAACUUUUGUUCAUCCCGAGGCCUUGAGCUUCUCUACCGGGCCGUCAUAGGAGUCAUUCUUGUGUUUACCUUUUUCAACGUGAAGGGACAGGACACCAAAGUUGCCAUGAUCAUCUAUUACAUUUUCUACUCUGUGAUCAAUUUCACGACUCCACCAUUGUUGUUUUUGUUAAAGCCAGAACUGCAGUCAAGCAAGCUUUUGCUGACAGUGGGAGGUUUGAUCUUUGGAGGGUCGGUGUUGGGGCUGCUGUGUCUGGUGCUGUAUUACCUCUUCCUGCACCCCAGGGGGAACUGGCCGGAGGCCGAUGAGGUGGACGGCCUGGGAAACGAGGCAGAGACUACAAGGAAAAUAAGAAAAGUUGAGAACUUUUUACAACCUUGA